Messenger RNA from Acinonyx jubatus (cheetah), 2765 nucleotides. It is a transcript of the gene TRAF7, whose product is annotated as TNF receptor associated factor 7. Gene Ontology annotation, biological process: ribosomal large subunit assembly; Notch signaling pathway. The record is from RefSeq and is a predicted model, not a curated record. The transcript is spliced from 22 exons. NCBI's taxonomy places the organism in Eukaryota, Metazoa, Chordata, Mammalia, Carnivora, Felidae. The coding region runs from base 384 to 2396 and encodes 670 amino acids. Gene Ontology annotation, cellular component: nucleolus. Gene Ontology annotation, molecular function: zinc ion binding; protein binding.
CGGGGAACUACAAGUCCCGGCGGGCGUAGCGCCUCAGCGCUUCCGGCUCGCGCGUCCGGUCUGUCUCCCGGCCAGCGGCCGCGGGGGCACGAUGAAGCGGGAGGGUAUCGCUGCCGCUCCCGGGCGGCCGCGGGCGGAGUGAGGGAGAGCCAGACGCCUGCUCCCUCAGACUGAGCAGCAGGCACACAGGCCCCACGGGGGCUGGCGUGCUGGCCGCCGUCCUGGGGGGAGUCCCUGCUGGGGUCCCGGCUGCCUGGACCACGGGAGCCGCUCGCUGGAGCCAGCCGCUGGCCGCUGGGCCUCGGGAGCUUGCAGCAGAGGGAGCAGAUGAAUUGUAAAAUCCAGGAGACGCUGCCCGCGGACCCUAGAUGCCUCUCUAGAGCAUGAGCUCGGGCAAGAGCGCCCGCUACAACCGCUUCUCCGGGGGGCCCGCCAACCUUCCCACUGCCGACGUCACCGCCGGGACCAGAAUGGAAACGACCUUCGGGCCUGCCUUUUCGGCCGUCACCACCAUCACAAAAGCCGAUGGGACCAGCACAUACAAACAGCACCGCAGGACACCGUCUUCUUCUAGCACCCUCGCCUACUCACCGCGGGACGAGGAGGAUAGCAUGCCCCCCAUCAGCACCCCACGCCGCUCCGACUCGGCCAUCUCCGUCCGCUCCCUGCACUCAGAGUCCAGCAUGUCCCUGCGCUCCACGUUCUCGCUGCCCGAGGAGGAGGAGGAGCCGGAGCCCCUGGUGUUUGCUGAGCAGCCGUCGGUGAAGCUGUGCUGCCAGCUGUGCUGCAGUGUGUUCAAGGACCCCGUGAUCACCACGUGCGGGCACACUUUCUGCCGAAGAUGCGCCUUGAAGUCAGAGAAGUGCCCUGUGGACCACGCCAAGCUGACCGUGGUGGUGAACAACAUCGCGGUGGCCGAGCAGAUCGGGGAGCUGUUCAUCCACUGCAGGCACGGCUGCCGGGCAGCGGGGGCCGGGAAGCCUGCCGUCUUUGAGGUGGAUCCCCGAGGGUGCCCCUUCACCAUCAAGCUCAGCGCUCGGAAGGACCACGAGGGCAGCUGUGACUACAGGCCUGUGCGGUGCCCCAACAACCCCAGCUGCCCGCCCCUCCUCAAGAUGAACCUGGAGGCCCACCUCAAGGAGUGUGAGCACAUCAAGUGUCCCCACUCCAAGUACGGGUGCACAUUCAUCGGGAACCAGGACACGUAUGAGACACACCUGGAGACCUGCCGCUUCGAGGGCCUGAAGGAGUUCCUGCAGCAGACGGACGACCGCUUCCACGAGAUGCACGUGGCGCUGGCCCAGAAGGACCAGGAGAUCGCCUUCCUGCGCUCCAUGCUGGGCAAGCUCUCGGAGAAGAUUGACCAGCUGGAGAAGAGCCUGGAGCUCAAGUUCGACGUCCUCGACGAAAACCAGAGCAAGCUCAGCGAGGACCUCAUGGAGUUCCGGAGGGAUGCGUCCAUGUUGAACGAUGAGCUGUCCCACAUCAAUGCGCGGCUGAACACAGGCAUCCUCGGAUCCUAUGACCCACAACAGAUCUUCAAGUGCAAAGGAACCUUUGUGGGCCACCAGGGCCCCGUCUGGUGUCUGUGUGUCUACUCCAUGGGGGACCUGCUCUUCAGUGGCUCCUCUGACAAGACCAUCAAGGUGUGGGAUACGUGUACCACCUACAAGUGCCAGAAGACGCUAGAAGGCCACGACGGCAUUGUGCUGGCGCUCUGUAUCCAGGGGUGUAAGCUCUACAGCGGCUCAGCGGACUGCACCAUCAUCGUGUGGGACAUCCAGAACCUGCAGAAGGUGAACACGAUCCGGGCCCACGACAACCCCGUGUGCACGCUGGUCUCCUCACACAACAUGCUCUUCAGCGGCUCCCUGAAGGCCAUCAAGGUCUGGGAUAUCGUGGGCACUGAACUGAAGCUGAAGAAGGAGCUCACGGGCCUCAACCACUGGGUGCGGGCGCUGGUGGCUGCCCAGAGCUACCUGUACAGUGGCUCCUACCAGACAAUCAAGAUCUGGGACAUCCGGACCCUCGACUGCAUCCACGUCCUGCAGACAUCUGGCGGCAGCGUCUACUCUAUCGCUGUGACGAAUCACCACAUUGUCUGUGGCACCUAUGAGAACCUCAUCCACGUGUGGGACAUUGAGUCCAAGGAGCAGGUGCGGACCCUGACAGGCCACGUUGGCACUGUGUAUGCCCUGGCGGUCAUCUCAACGCCAGACCAGACCAAAGUCUUCAGCGCGUCCUAUGACCGGUCUCUCAGGGUCUGGAGCAUGGACAACAUGAUCUGCACGCAGACCCUGCUGCGUCACCAGGGCAGUGUGACCGCACUGGCCGUGUCCCGGGGCCGGCUCUUCUCGGGAGCUGUGGACAGCACUGUGAAGGUUUGGACUUGCUAACAGAAUCCAGACCAGUCUUGGCUUCCUCUGGGACCUCCCUAGGCUUGUCCCAACCAGGCUGGCCACAUGAGGGGUCUCAAGGGGCGCUCACUGCCUGCCCUGCGGGGACAGACCGACAGGUUCACCUGGCCAGGCAGUGCCCUCCCCACCCUGUGCCCGGCGAGCCUCCCUCUGCUUGGUCCUGUGAUCGUCGCCGCCAAGACAGUGCCCAGCCCCUCCCGCUGGGUGCCAGGUACGAUGCUCGCCCGGCCCACCCUCCAUCCCUGCCCCAGAUGGACUGUGGGCCUUUUUACUCACCUUUUCUACUGUUUUUAGACUGUAUAUAGAUUUGAUUACUUCUUGAUUGAAAUAAAAGCUGCACAGACUGUG